UGAUGCUGCUAAAUUAAAACUGAUCCUUUCAUGUUGAUGUUCUACUUAUAUAAGAUAACAACCCAAUUGAUCAACUCAUCCAUUUUCAAUAUUUUUCAUUUGCAUGGCUGUUUGUAAUCGUCUCCAAAUUAAAAUUCCUAUUUUUUUUUUGUGGUUUUCGUUGCUGCUGCCCCUGUCAAAUUUGUUCUUUGGCAUCCAUGCAUCUUUGGCUUCUGGCGUAUGCCUAAGCGAUCAACGAUCCUUGUUAAUGCAAUUACAUUCGAGCCUCGUCUUCAAUGGCAUUACUUCCACAAAGCUGGUGAGAUGGAAUUUCAGUGCAGAUUGCUGUGAGUGGGCUGGUGUAACCUGUGAUGGUGGCGGUCUGGGUCGCGUUAUUGGCCUCAAUUUGAACGAUGAAUCAAUUUCCGGCGGACUUGAGAAUUCAAAUGCACUCUUCAGCCUUCAAUAUCUCCAGAAUCUAGAUUUGUCUUUCAACAAUUUCAACACAAGUAUACCACAGAGUUUUGCCAACCUCUCAAAUUUGGUUUCUCUGAAUUUGUCCAACGCUGGUUUUGUGGGUCAAAUUCCAGUUGCGAUUUCACGCAUGACAACGUUGGUCACACUUGAUUUGUCUUCUAGGCUUUAUUACUUGGGACAUCGUUCGCUGAACCUUGAGAAUCCAAAUCUCGCAAUGCUAGUUUUAAAUCUCAACAGGCUCAUAGAACUCCAUCUUGAUGGUGUAAAUAUAUCCUCACAUGGGAACGAGUGGUGCAGAGCCUUAUCGUCUUCACUGCCUAAUCUGCAAGUAUUGAGCUUGUGCAAUUGUUUUCUUUCAGGCCCUAUUGAUUCUUCCCUCGUAAAGCUUCCGUCUUUGUCAGUAAUUCGUUUGAACGGCAACAAUUUAUCUGCCCCAGUUCCAGAAUUCUUCGCAAAUUUCUCCAAUUUGAAGAUCUUGAGCCUCAGUGAUUGCAGUUUGCAAGGAAAGUUUCCUCCAGACGUAUUCCAGGUACCAACACUUGAGAUUCUGGACUUAUCAUACAACAUAGAGCUGUGGGGAUCCUUGCCAGAUGAUUUGCAGAAGUCCUCUCUUAAGACCUUGGUGCUUAGCAACACAAAUUACUCAGGGAGCCUACCGGAUUCCAUCGGCACACUUGGGAAUUUGUCCAGAAUAGAGCUUGCAGCUUGCAAAUUCAAUGGAUUGAUUCCGAUGUCAAUCGCCAAGCUCACUGAACUCGUCUAUUUAGACUUCUCAUCUAACUCGUUCAGUGGCCCAAUCCCAUCAUUUAGCAGGUCCAAGCAACUCGUGUAUAUAGACUUCUCUCACAAUCAAUUGUCUGGUGAGAUUCUGUCCACUCACUUCGAAGGCCUUUGGAAUCUUCUCUAUAUCGACUUGAGGUUUAAUUCACUUAGUGGGAGCAUUCCUCCAUCUCUGUUCGCAAUCCCAUCGCUGCAGAAGAUUCAGCUUUCCUUCAACCAAUUUACGGGUCAACUUCCUGAAUUCUCAGGUGCGUCAUCUUCUUCUCUGGAUGCCCUGGAUUUGAGCAGCAAUAAACUAGAAGGUCCCAUUCCCAUUUCAAUAUUUGACAUCAAAAGACUCCAUGUCCUUCUACUUUCAUCCAACAAAUUCAAUGGCACCAUACAACUAGACAGGAUUCAGAAGCUUAGAGACCUCCACGGGAUUGAUCUUUCAUACAACAAUUUGACAGUGGAAAAUGCUAGCAAAUCGACCUCAAGUUCCUUUCCCCAGAUCAGCACAUUAAAACUGGCUUCUUGCAAGUUGCGUAUGUUUCCAAAUCUGAGCAACCAGUCAAAAUUAACAUUGUUGGACUUGUCAGACAACCAAAUCACUGGGGUAGUUCCUAGUUGGAUUUGGGAAGUUGGUAGUGGAUCUCUCCUCUAUCUGAAUCUUUCACAUAAUCUCUUGGAGGAUUUGGAACAACCUCACUGUGCUCCCAAUCUUGCUGUUCUGGACCUACAUUACAACCGGCUCAAAGGGCAGAUUCCAACUUUUCCGCCAUUUGCUACUUAUGUGGAUUACUCGAGCAAUAACUUUACUUCUGUCAUACCAGACAACUUUGGAACUAACCUCUCAUCAAUGGCUAUUUUUUUAUCCCUUUCAAACAACAGCCUCACAGGCGUUAUACCAGAGUCGAUAUGCAAUGCUACUUUUCUUCAAGUUCUUGACUUGUCCGACAAUGGCUUGAAUGGUAGAAUCCCAUCCUGUCUAAUUGAGAGGAGUAAGAAUCUUGGCGUUUUGAAUUUAAGGAAAAACAACUUCGGUGGCAACAUUCAAGACAAUUUUCCGGCAAAUUGCCAUUUGAAAACUCUAGAUAUGAGUCGGAAUCUAUUGGAGGGGAAGGUACCACAAUCUUUGAUCAAUUGCAACACGUUAGAGGUUUUAGACCUUGGAAGCAAUAAAUUCAAUGAUACUUUCCCAUGUCUUCUGAGGAACAUGUCCAGUUUGCGAGUUCUUGUUUUACGAGAUAACAAUUUUUAUGGGAACAUAUCAUGUACACGGACAGAUGUCAAAUGGACAAACCUUCAGAUUGUUGACAUAGCUUCCAACAAUUUUAGUGGUAGACUACCAAAUACCAUCCUAUCUAGUUGGAAAGCAAUGAUGGGAGGUGGAAAUGAAACUCAUGAUUACCUGAAAUUCGAAGUUCUGCGGCUUAGCCAACUGUAUUAUCAAGAUUCAAUAACAGUUAUCAGCAAAGGCCUUGAGAUGAAUUUGGUGAAGAUCCUAACAAUCUUCACAUACAUUGAUGUGUCUCACAACAAAUUUGAAGGGCUAAUACCAGAAAAUUUAGGGCAGUUAAAUUCACUUAUUGUUCUCAACUUGUCGCACAAUGCUCUUGUUGGCCAAAUCCCAUCAGCUUUAGGCAGCAUCUCACAGCUGGAGUCCUUAGACCUUUCGGAUAACAAACUUAGUGGAGAAAUUCCUCAGCAGCUUGCAGACCUAACAUUUCUUUCAGUCCUGAACCUCUCAUACAACAAGCUAGUCGGAAAGAUUCCGACAAGUACUCAACUCCAAUCAUUCUCAGCAUCUUCCUUCGCAAAUAAUAAAGGAUUAUUCGGACCUCCAUUGACAAAAACAUGUACAAAUAUCAGUACCGUGUCUGAUUUUCCGCCGAGACAUGGAGCAGAGAUCAAAUGGAAUUACUUGAGUAUUGAACUAGGAUACGUCUUCGGGUUAGGAAUUGUUGUUCUGCCUCUGAUGUUGUGGAAGCGCUGGAGAAUAUGUUAUUACAAACACAUUGAUGGGAUUAUUGUCAAGAUGUUCCCCAAGCUAUGUGACAGAAUCAGGAACUCUCAGAGGAGGAGAUACUAACAAUUCUGAAGAGGACCAAUGCAGCCAGAGAAUCACUAUUUUACUUAGAACUGCGUCAUCAUCUCCAACUGCAUUCUGCUCAUUAACCAUGAUAAUCCUUUCUGUUAUUUUCUCAUUGAUAGCAUGGAUCUGCUUCAAAUAUGCGUGUGUAUGAUUUUCUUUUUCUUAUCAAUGUAGUUGAUUGAAGGUACUUAGGAUUAACUCAAAUGAAUGAUUUUGCAAAACUUGCAAAAUCAUUCAUGAUUUUAACUGUGAGAUGGGAUAGCGCGAGUACCUUGACAGCAGUUCUCGAGUUUGAAUCCUGAGCACAUUUGGGAGAGUCUAACCGUUUACUAAUUCCAUACUCACAUCAGCUCUUGGCCAAUUCUCUCAUCGAGUGAUUUACCAUCAUUGUGUAUAGCAAUUACAUAGUAUGAUAAU
Manihot esculenta (cassava) is the source of this 3727-nucleotide messenger RNA. Its product is annotated as receptor-like protein 7. The transcript has a single exon. The record is from RefSeq and is a predicted model, not a curated record. Gene Ontology annotation, molecular function: protein binding. Lineage: Eukaryota; Viridiplantae; Streptophyta; Magnoliopsida; Malpighiales; Euphorbiaceae. Bases 104 to 3307 code for a protein of 1067 amino acids.